Olea europaea var. sylvestris is the source of this 1525-nucleotide messenger RNA. RefSeq names its product xyloglucan 6-xylosyltransferase 2-like. Lineage: Eukaryota; Viridiplantae; Streptophyta; Magnoliopsida; Lamiales; Oleaceae. The coding region runs from base 284 to 1525 and encodes 413 amino acids. Gene Ontology annotation, cellular component: trans-Golgi network; membrane; endosome. Gene Ontology annotation, biological process: xyloglucan biosynthetic process. The transcript is spliced from 3 exons. The record is from RefSeq and is a predicted model, not a curated record. Gene Ontology annotation, molecular function: hexosyltransferase activity; UDP-xylosyltransferase activity; xyloglucan 6-xylosyltransferase activity.
CUCCGUGUUCUUCGAAUCUACCAAGUAACUCUCCACCGACAGAAUUUUACAAUUUUUAUAGAAACUCCAUCUCAUUUUGGUAAAUGACCUUAAUGUGGUCCUCCCAAGAUUCUAUUUUCCUUCAAUAAUCCCUCAAAAAUUUCUUUUUGUUAUGGAUUCAAGAAAAUACCCAAUCAGGUUCUUAGAUUAAUUAUUCCUUUAAAUCCCUUGAAAAGAACCCACGAUUCUUGAUUUCCAGUUUUAUAUUCGCCACCACGAAUCGGUGUUUAGCUAGAAACCCAUUAUGCUAGAUCGGGUCCUCAGCCCCCGCCGUGCGCGGCAAUUCCAGAGGCUUAUACGGAAUGGGAAGAUUACACUUCUUUGCCUUUUCCUUACAGUAAUUGUUUUGCGCGGAAAUCUGGGCGCCGGAAAAUUUGGCACGCCGGAGAAGGACCUUGACGAGAUCCGGGAAACGUUUUCUUACAUCCGCCGGCGGUCAGAACCCCGCCGCGUGCUGGAAGAGGCGGAGAAUGUUCAAAAAUCCAGUUCAGCAAGUGAUAGUAUGGAAAAAGGGAGUAACAAUUAUGCGGAAUUUGAUAUAAGAAAGAUCUUGAAGGAUGAAGAUGAUGGGAUUGAAGAAUUUAAGAGGGAUCUUUCGCAGCCGUACAGCCUCGGCCCAAAGAUUUCAGAUUGGGAUCAGCAAAGAGGUGAGUGGUUGAAAAACAACCCAAAUUUUCCGAAUUUUAUUGCUCCUAAUAAGCCUAGAGUGUUGUUAGUUACUGGGUCAUCCCCGAAGCCAUGUGAGAAUCCUGUGGGGGAUCAUUACUUGUUGAAGUCUAUAAAGAAUAAGAUUGAUUAUUGUAGGCUACAUGGUAUUGAGAUUUUUUAUAAUAUGGCUUUGCUUGAUGCGGAAAUGGCUGGGUUUUGGGCAAAACUACCUUUGAUUAGGAAGCUGUUGUUGUCGCAUCCGGAGGUGGAAUUCUUGUGGUGGAUGGAUAGUGAUGCGAUGUUCACGGAUAUGGUGUUCGAGGUGCCAUGGGAGAGGUAUAAAGAUCAUAAUUUUGUGAUGCACGGGUGGAAUGAGAUGGUUUACGAUCAAAAGAACUGGAUUGGAUUGAAUACGGGAAGUUUCUUGUUGAGGAAUUGCCAAUGGUCUUUAGAUAUUCUUGAUACUUGGGCACCAAUGGGGCCGAAAGGCAAGAUUAGGGAGGAGGCCGGUAAACUCUUGACUCGGGAGCUCAAGGAUCGGCCUGUUUUCGAAGCUGAUGAUCAGUCUGCAAUGGUGUAUAUAUUGGCAACUCAAAAGGAUAAGUGGGGUGAUAAGGUUUAUCUUGAAAAUGCAUAUUAUUUGCACGGUUAUUGGGGCAUUUUGGUGGACCGGUAUGAGGAAAUGAUCGAGAAUUAUCAUCCUGGCCUUGGCGAUCAUCGGUGGCCCCUUGUUACUCACUUUGUGGGUUGCAAGCCUUGUGGGAAGUGCCAUAUGGAUUUAAACCUUUACAUGGUGAAAAUGUCUCAAAAGUUGAUCAAGCUAAGAAAACCAUCAUAA